UACAGUUAUUAACACAGUUUCGUUUUAUCAGUCCAACUCGUUAAAUAACAGUAGGAUGAUGGCAGAGUCCUCUCAUAUGACAGCAUGCUGCAGAACGUGUUAUUAGGAGUACGAGUAGAAGUAUAUUCCAGUCUGUGCUUUAUAAAGCCGCUCACCUUUGAACUGUGAGCGGACACAAUCUCGCGCGCUCGCGUGACUUUACCUUGCGCGUGCUCGCGUUCUCCUGUGCUGCUGAUCUUUGAGAGUGCGCUGAGGAGACUCGCUGAAACCAUGGCAACGGAAGGGCAGAAAGUGGUGCUGAUCACCGGCUGCUCGUCCGGUAUCGGGAUGGGCAUCGCCGUGAUGCUCGCGAGGGACGAGAUGAAGCGCUACUAUGUCAUAGCUACGAUGCGGGAUCUGAAGCGGAAGGAUAAGUUGGUUGAAGCGGCUGGAGACGCGUACGGGCGAACUCUGUCUCUGCUCACGCUGGACGUCUGCAGCAGUGAAUCUGUCAAACAGUGUGUCGACAGCAUCAAAGAUCGACAUAUAGACAUACUCAUCAAUAACGCUGGCGUCGGUCUGGUGGGGCCGGUGGAGGGUCUCAGUAUGGAAGACAUGACAAAGGUGUUCGAGACCAAUUUCUUCGGUGUGGUGCGCAUGAUUAAAGAGGUCAUGCCCGACAUGAAGAGGAGACGCUCUGGACACAUUAUCAUCAGCAGCGUGAUGGGACUGCAGGGUGUGGCGUUUAAUGACGUCUACUCCGCGUCAAAGUUCGCCAUAGAGGGAUUCUGUGAGAGUCUGGCCAUCCAGCUGCUCAAGUUUAAUGUCACUAUGUCGAUGAUCGAGCCCGGGCCUGUACACACUGAGUUUGAGAUGAAGAUGAUUGCAGAUGUUUCUAAGAAAGAGUUUGCCGGAACUGAUGCCGAGACACUUCAACAUUUUAGGACCUGCUACCUGCCCAGCGCAGUGAACAUCUUUCAAGGCCUGGGCCAAACACCCGAGGACAUUGCCAAGGUCACUAAGAAGGUGAUUGAGUCGCCUCAUCCUCCAUUCCGUAACCUGACGAAUCCUCUGUACACUCCGAUCGUGGCGCUGAAGUAUGCGGACGACACGGGCAGCCUGUCUGUUCACACCUUCUAUCACAUGCUGUACAACCUGGGAGGAGUCAUGGAUGUUAGCGUUAGCAUCAUGAAGUGCCUGACCUGCGGAUGCUUACGGAGACUAACCAUCUCACCAGUCUAACACACACAUCUCCUGAGAAUACUUACAAAGAUCAAUCAUCUCAUCUAACAGAUGCACACAAACAUGCAGUAACGUACCCAUGUGUGAACACUGUGCUUCUCUAUUUACUGCACAGUAUCUGGAUAUUUUUUGCCAUACUGCAUUUACACCUAAAGUGUCCAGUGAUACACUCCAAAACACACCCUCUCUCAAACUCACAA
Messenger RNA from Ctenopharyngodon idella (grass carp), 1421 nucleotides. RefSeq names its product retinol dehydrogenase 8b (gene rdh8b). Gene Ontology annotation, biological process: estrogen biosynthetic process. The coding region runs from base 271 to 1221 and encodes 316 amino acids. The record is from RefSeq and is a predicted model, not a curated record. Gene Ontology annotation, cellular component: cytoplasm. The transcript has 6 exons. Lineage: Eukaryota; Metazoa; Chordata; Actinopteri; Cypriniformes; Xenocyprididae. Gene Ontology annotation, molecular function: estradiol 17-beta-dehydrogenase [NAD(P)+] activity.